AUGCGGAUAUAUGAAGACAUCAGGUGCAUUUGGAUCAAGGAUAUGACUUGGGAUGAAUUUUGCAGGCCUGUUGUAUAUGACCAAGAGAACUUAGACAUGAAGCUCAUAACCCUCGUAUCAGAUCUGUCAAAGGAAGGUAUUCUCAUCUUACUUUACAGGAUUAUUGCUGAUAAUCUCGCGAAGGAGUUGAAGCUAAGCACCUUCACGGAAUAUGGUACUUGGUAUCACAAAAAGCAGGUUGGAGGAUGGUCUCAAUCAUUUGGUGGCCUAAGAGAAGGGAAAAAUGUAACAUUGCUAACAUACGCCACCGUUAGGGGCGCAGCCCAUGAGGUCCCCUUCACGUCCCCGUCGCAAGCCCUUACAUCGUUCCGGUCAUUUCUAAAUGGGUCCCCGAUUCCUAGACCCCAUGCAUAA
Ilex paraguariensis (yerba mate) is the source of this 414-nucleotide messenger RNA. Lineage: Eukaryota; Viridiplantae; Streptophyta; Magnoliopsida; Aquifoliales; Aquifoliaceae. The record is from the annotation of a GenBank genome assembly.